Messenger RNA from Cyclocybe aegerita, 1353 nucleotides. NCBI's taxonomy places the organism in Eukaryota, Fungi, Basidiomycota, Agaricomycetes, Agaricales, Hemipholiotaceae. The record is from the annotation of a GenBank genome assembly.
AUGGUCCUCCCACACGAGCCCGAAUUCGAGCAGGCCUUGGACGAGCUUACCACUAGCUUGCAAUCCUUCUUGGAGGCCAAUCCCGAGUAUAAGAAGGCUCUUGAGGUCGUUCAGGUCCCUGAGCGCGUCCUCCAAUUCCGUGUUGUCUGGGAGGACGACAAUGGCGUCGCCCAUGUCAACCGUGGAUUCCGUGUCCAAUACAAUUCUGCCCUAGGACCCUACAAAGGCGGUCUCCGUCUCCACCCCACCGUCAACCUUUCCAUCCUCAAAUUCCUCGGCUUUGAGCAAACUUUCAAAAACGCCCUUACGGGUCUCAACAUGGGAGGAGGCAAGGGCGGUUCUGACUUCGACCCCAAGGGCAAGUCCGACGGCGAGAUUAGGCGUUUCUGCGUGGCCUUCAUGGGCGAGCUCUUCCGCCACAUCGGGUCGGACACCGAUGUCCCAGCUGGCGACAUCGGCACUGGUGCCCGCGAGAUUGGCUUCCUCUUCGGCGCGUACAAAAAGCUGAGAAACGAGUUCACCGGCAUGCUUACGGGCAAGGGUCUGACCUGGGGUGGAAGCUUCAUCCGUCCAGAGGCAACUGGCUACGGUCUAAUUUACUAUGUCGAGCACAUGAUCGCCAAGGCGUGCCCAGAGUACAGUCUCGACAAGCCCUCCACUCUGGUCGCCAUCUCCGGCUCGGGCAAUGUCUCCCAGUUCACCGCGCUCAAGGUCAUCGAACUCGGUGCGACCGUCCUCUCGCUCUCUGACUCCAAGGGGUCGCUCAUCGCUGAGAAAGGGUAUACGAAGGACGUUAUCCUUAAAGUCGGCCAGCUCAAGCUCAAGGGCGGCAGCCUGGAGUUUCUGGCCAACGAGGAGGGCUACACUUACCACGCGGGCGUACGUCCGUGGACGCUCCUUCCCACCGUACACAUCGCGCUGCCUGGUGCGACCCAGAACGAGGUUUCUGGCGAGGAGGCCGAGGCGCUCCUCAAGGCCGGCGUGCGCAUCGUCGCUGAGGGAUCGAACAUGGGCUGCACGGCGGAGGCCAUCGACGUCUUUGAGGCUUCGCGCAAGUCUGGACCUGGAGGCGUGUGGUACGCUCCUGGAAAGGCGUCCAACUGCGGUGGUGUUGCGGUGUCCGGCCUCGAGAUGGCCCAGAACAGCCAGCGCCUUGCAUGGAGCACUGAGGAAGUCGACUCGAAGCUGAAGAAUAUCAUGGCUGAGUGCUACGGGAUCUGCUUGAGUGCGGGCUCGAAGUGGUCUGGCGAGGAGCUUACCGACGGCGUCCUUCCCAGCUUGCUUUCUGGUGCCAACGUCGCAGGGUUCAUCAAGGUUGCCGACGCCAUGAAAUCCCAGGGCGACUGGUGGUAA